AUGAUUUCUGCUGGCUUCCUGGCCAUCCUGUACUUGGGAGUAGCCUCUGCUGCUCCAUCACAUGAUUACACUUUAGAUGCUGAGUGGGAGCAGUGGAAGAGGAGCUAUGAGAAAACCUACAGCCCAGAAGAGGAAAAGCAGAGGAGAGCAGUAUGGGAAGAAAAUGUGAAAAUGUUCAAAUUGCACAGUGGGGUGAAAGGUCUGUGGAUAAACAACUUCACUAUAGAAAUGAAUGAAUUUGGUGACAGGACUGAUGAAGAAAUGAGGACAAUGAUGAAUAACAGUUCAGUUCUGACUCUAAGAAAUGGGAAACACAUCCAGAAACGUGGGGAUGUUACAAUCCCCAAUACUUUGGAUUGGAGAAAGGAAGGCUAUGUGACUCCUGUGAGAAAUCAGGGAGCAUGUGGUGUAUGUUGGGCUUUUGCUGUGGCUGGUUCUUUAGAAGGACAGCUGUUCAGGAAAACAGGCAAACUGAUCCCACUGAGUGUACAGAACCUAGUGGACUGCUCUCGAUCUUUUGGCACUAAUGGCUGUAUUGAUGGCAAAGCUUAUGGUGCCUUCCAAUAUGUGAAGAACAAUGGAGGUCUGGAGGCUGAGGCCACAUAUCAAUAUGAAGCCAAGGAAGGACCCUGCAGGUACCGUCCUGAGCGUUCUGUUGUUACGGUCUCCCGUGUUUUGGGUGUCCCAAAGACUGAAGAAGCCCUAAUGAAUGCUCUAAUAACUAAUGGGCCCAUCAUUAUUUCAAUAGAUGCUGCACAUGAAUCUUUUGAUAAAUAUACAGGAGGUAUAUAUCAUGAACCAAACUGCAGAAGUAAAAAACCUAACCAUAGUAUGUUGCUAGUUGGCUUUGGCUAUGAAGGCAAAGAGUCAGAAAACAAGAAAUACUGGCUGGUAAAGAACAGCUAUGGUAAAAGAUGGGGAGAAAAUGGUUACAUGAAGAUUCCCAGAGACCAGAACAACUACUGUGGAAUUGCUUCCUAUGCUAUGUACCCUGUACUGUGA
Molecule: messenger RNA, 1002 nt
Organism: Psammomys obesus (fat sand rat)
Lineage: Eukaryota; Metazoa; Chordata; Mammalia; Rodentia; Muridae
Product: cathepsin 7-like
Exons: 7
Coding region: 1-1002 (333 amino acids)
Biological process (GO): immune response
Cellular component (GO): lysosome
Molecular function (GO): cysteine-type endopeptidase activity
Source: RefSeq, a predicted model, not a curated record